GCCCUCGCGCGUCCCCCGCGCCCGGGCGCAGCUGGCGCGGUCGGUCUAGUGCAGCGCUCGGCUCCGCGCCUCGGGCGCUUGGCUUCACCUUCAGAGGCGCGGGGCGUGCGCGUCCUCCUCCCCGGGCCCGCUGCCUCUUCGCCAAGGGGCUCGCUGUGUCUGCCAUGCUCUCCAGGUAGGAGAUGCACGUCGCCGUGGCAGGAACCACUCUGCAGCUGGGAUGCAGAAGACUUAUCUGAAAAUGGAGAGAUAAGACCUUGUCCAGCAGGCCUGCCUGGUGAGAGCGAGCCGAGCCCGCCCCUGCCGGGCGAGCCCGUGUCCUGGAGAUGGAUCGCAGCCGAGAGGCCGAGAUGGAGCUGAGAAGGGGCCCCAGCCCCACUGGGGCCAGCAGGAGCCCCGAGGUGGACGGGGACAAGGCCGUGAGCCACAGCUGCUGCAUCUGUGGCAAAAGCUUCCCCUUCCAGAGCUCCCUGUCGCAGCACAUGCGCAAGCACACGGGGGAGAAGCCCUACAAGUGCCCCUACUGCGACCACAGGGCAUCCCAGAAGGGCAACCUGAAGAUCCACAUCCGCAGCCACCGCACCGGAACUUUGAUCCAGGGCCAGGAGCCUGAGGCCGGCGAGAUGCGCGUGGCCGAGGGCCUGGACGGCUGCACCAGCCCCACGAAAAGCACCUCGGCCUGCAACAAGAUCCUGAACGGGGCCACCCAGGUGGACAACAGCAAGAUCCUGCUGAGAAGCAGCAAGAAGGAGCCGGAGGGGGCCGCGGGGGGCCCCGAGGAGGGCAAGGCCGGAGUCGCUCAGUGCUCCUUCUGCAAGAGCAAGUUCGAGCGGAAGAAGGAUCUGGAGCAGCACGUGCACCAGGCACACAAGCCCUUCAAGUGCAGGCUCUGCAGCUACAUGACCCUGAGGGAGGAGUCCCUGCUGAGCCACAUCGAGAAAGACCACAUCACUGCGCAGGUGCCCAGCGGCGAGGCCUACGCGGAGAACUGCAAGCCGGAGCUGCCCCCUGGGGAGUUCCCCUGCGAGGUGUGCGGGCAGGCCUUCAGCCAGACCUGGUUCCUGAAGGCUCACAUGAAGAAGCACAGGGGCUCCUUCGACCACGGCUGCCACAUCUGCGGCCGUAGAUUCAAAGAGCCGUGGUUCCUGAAGAACCACAUGAAGGCACACGGCCCGAAGACGGGGAGCAAGAACAAGCCCAGGAGCGAGCUGGACCCCAUCGCCACCAUCAACAACGUGGUGCAGGAGGAGGUGAUCGUGGCUGGCCUGUCCCUCUACGAAGUCUGCACCAAGUGCGGGAACCUGUUUACAAACCUGGACAGCUUGAACGCCCACAACGCCAUCCACCGCCGCGUGGAGGCCGGCCGGCCGCGUGCCCCGGCUGGGGAGGGCGCGGCGCAGGGCGGCCCCGCCGACGCCCAGCGGCUCUUCCUUCAGUGCCUGAACCUGCGGCCCGCCGAGGCCGGCGCGCCCGCCCGCGGCCAGGCCGGGCGGCGGGUGGCCGAGCUGGACCCGGUCAAUAGCUACCAGGCCUGGCAGCUGGCCACCAGGGGCAAGGUGGCCGAGCCAGCCGAGUACCUCAAGUACGGGGCCUGGGACGAGGCGCUGGCCGGGGACGUGGCCUUCGACAAGGAGCGGCGCGAGUACAUCCUGGUGAGCCAGGAGAAGCGCAAGCGCGAGCCGGAGCCGGGCGCGCAGGGCCCCGCGCGCAAGAGGGCGGGCGCGCCCGGGGACCCCGCGCCCGGGCCCCUGGAGCCCCGGCCGGCGGCGCGCCCCAGCCGCCGCGCCGCCGCCCCCGCCGGCCACGGCAAGUCGUCCGAGUGCUUCGAGUGCGGCAAGAUCUUCCGCACCUACCACCAGAUGGUGCUGCACUCCCGCGUGCACCGCCGCGCGCGCCGCGACCGCGACGGCCCCGCCGACCGCGCGCCCCGCGCCCGCUGCGGCUCGCUCAGCGAGGGCGACUCGGCCUCGCAGCCCAGCAGCCCCGGCUCGGCCUGCGCCGCCGCCGACUCCCCGGGCUCCGGCCUGGCCGACGAGGCCGCCGAGGACAGCGGAGAGGAGGGCGCGGCCAUCGCGGCCCCAGGUGAGCGCGCGCGCCUGGGUGUUCCCGGCCCCGGGUGCCGGGUACCCACGUGGCCCCCGCACCCAGGGGGAAGGCCACACCGCUGCUGCUUUGCCGAGGGGGUGGCCGCGACCGUGCUCUCCAACGGAGACCAGAGUGGCACACGUGGCGAUCACACGUCAGGCAGAGACGCCAGCGAGCCCAUAGCGGGGGUCGCCGCCUCCGUGUCUGCACUUGAAAACAACAGCAGAGAAACUCCCAAGAGACCAGAGCAGCCUAGGUUUUCCAUGGACUUAAAGAUGCCAGCGUUUCGUCCCAAGCAAGAGGUCCCCAGCUCGAGGGACACUGCAAACUUCCCAUCAGGUUCGGAUCAGACUUUUCUGGAAGGAGCAGAUGUGCAGCUCUUGUCAGAGAGCCAGGCUAGCCACCCAAAAGAGAAGCUGUCUGAUUUGCACAAUAAGGAGCUUUCUGGGGGAGGAAAAAGGGCGCCAGCCCCAGACCUGAUCCCGCUAGACCUCAGCGAGCGGUCGACCCGGGAUGACCCCAGCCAUAAGGAGUUGGCCUCCGCCCUUCAAGCUGCUCUGACCGUUCACCCGUGUCCUUACUGCAGCCACAAGACGUACUACCCCGAGGUCCUGUGGAUGCACAAACGCAUCUGGCACAGGGUCAGCUGCAACUCCAUGGCCCCCCAGUGGAUUCAGCCCAACGGUUACAAAAGCAUCAGAAACAACUUGGUUUUCCUUGCCCGGAGUGGACGCACGGGCCCCCCACCCGCCCUAGGGGGCAAAGAGUGCCAGCCUCUGCCCAUUGCUCGGUUCACACGCACUCAGGUGCCGGGUGGGGCACCAGGGCUCAAAGGCAGCUCCUCACCUCUGGGCGUGAAAGCCGCUAGCAUACCUAAGAGCAAGGAGAGCCCUGGCGGGGGCCCCUGCGCUCUGUGGACGGCCGGCCCCGACGGGCAUAGGCAGACCAAACCUGGCCACGGCCCGGAGCAGCACGGUGGCCCAGCACAGCUGCCCCCGCCAAAGCCCAAGCAGGAGGUCAGCCCCAGACCAGGGCCCGCGGCAGGCGGGGGUGGCUUCAGCAGAAGUGCCACCCCCACGCCCACUGUCAUUGCCCGGGCGGGCUCCCAGCUCCCGGCCAACAGCAGGCCAGGGGACAAGUAUGUCAUACCCCCGACGGGGGCCGGGCUUGGCCCCCCAAAUAAGCACAGUGCCCCGGACCCCCUGAAAGCCAAAUUCAGUCCUCAGUCUCAGGGUCAGCUGCAUGUGAAAGGUGAUGGGGGCCCCCCUCUACCUCCCCGAGAGCCCCCCUCCAAGGCCGGUCAGGAGCUGCGUCCGCUGGCCAGCUGUGGGGCGGGCUCCAGAGGGAACGCAGUCCUGCAGGCCCAGCCCGUCCUGCACUCCAUCAAGCCGGAGCCUGCGUCCGAGGGCCACGAGAAGCGCCUGGAUAUCCUCAAUAUCUUUAAGACGUACAUUCCAAAGGACUUCGCUUCCCUCUACCAGAGCUGGGGUGCCAACGGCCCUGCGCUGGAGCACAGAGGGACGCUCCGGACACAGGCCCGGCCGGGAGACUUCGUCUGCGUGGAGUGUGGGAAGUGCUUCCACCAGCCCAGCCACCUCAGGACCCACAUGCGGGCUCAUGCAGAGGCGUUUGAGUCUAAUGGUCUCCGAGGUGCUGAUGCCCACGCCACCUCCACAGAUGCCCCCAAACAAGGGAGAGACCAUUCUAACACGGAUGCCGUCCAGACAGUGCCUCUCAGAAAGGGAACCUAAAGACACGUUUCCAUCAUACCCCGGUGCCCUGUGACAGCCGUCAGCAGUCCCCUCAUGGAUGCCCCAACAGCCUCCCAACAGUGACCCUGGCCACCCCGCGGAAGAACAGCUGGAGGACUGCCGAUCGGACCCCUCCAGUCCUGGAGCCACUGUGCUGGAGUGGAGUCUGAAGAGAGAUGCCUCUCCGUGUUAAAUGUUUAAAAAUAAAUGAAGAUGCUAUACUCUAGAAUGACAUGUAGAUCUUCUAUGUGCAUAUAUGUGCUCAUCGACCAUAGUCCCAUAUUUUUCUUAAAAUAGACAGUGAUAUUGGCAGGCACAGUAGGAGCACAAGGCAUCUAUAUUGUUCAAGACAAGUUUGAGACACUGGAAAAAAGAUUCUUGUGUGUAUUGGACAGAGUGAAGAAGCUAAGCACUGUAAUAGAAACCGCCGACGUUCAGAAGGACUGUCGGGGUGAUGUCAGAACAAGCAGAGGUGGAGUUGAGGUUGGCAAAGUGUUAAUACUAUGGCCUCUCCUUGUCUUAGUGGGUAUUUAAAAUAGUAAAUGAAGAGAGGCAGGAGGUGGCCUUCAGGUGCUGUGGAAACCAGGCGUGAUGGAGUAGGGGCCUCGACAAGACCCUCACUGUUCAAAGGUUCAGUCGCACCACCCCCAGGGGCUGUGUGCAUUCCCCACGUGCUUGCUCCUGCUUUCCACCACUUGUACUCAGUGAGUCCGGCCGAGGAAACACGUCCGUGGGAAUGCUUAUAUUCUGCUUCAGAAGAGAGAGCUAGUUGAACACUAAGAAAAGCAGGCUUCUUUGUUUAUUCUCAGGACCUUUUUGUAACAGGGCUACAUUCUGCAAACUGCUCACAAAGGAAGACUGCCUGUCUUAACAAAUUCUCUAGCCACUGACCCCUCCCGAUCUGGACCUGUUUUCGGAAUGGCAGGAGAAUCCCUGAGCAGAUUGGGGACCCUCGAUCACCAGGUGCUGGGGCCCUGGAAUUUCGUCCUCCCUCCCUGCCCUGCCUACCCCGUUCCGUCUGUCCCUGCACCACCCCAGCGAGUAGGUGUCUUUUCUUCUUGGGCCUGGGGACCUCCACAGGACGAGGACCUGCGUUCCCAGCAUGUGGGGGUCCCCAGGCCCGUGGUGGGGGUGGCUUUAUAUACCUCUUCCUCAGUCACGCAAAUGCAAGUUUUUGUGGUGGGGGUUAAGGCCUGUGACAAAGGAUCUUAAACCUUGCGGUGUAUGCAGUGAACGUUGUAUUCCACAGAUAUAAAUAUUUUCUUUUCCUAUUACCGUGACACUGUGUGUGAUGGUAAUAUUUCUGAGAGUUUCAGAUUUUUGCACAUAUGAUUUUAUGCAUUAUCAAAAGUUACUGCUGCCUUGAAUGAAAAUGUUCUGUGAAAUUUUUUGCAAAAGCUUUACUAGGUUUUUUUUAAUUGUGAAAUUUUGUAAAGGCAGGAAAUGGAUUAAAAACGAGCAUGCUAAAUAUAUUUUUCAAAAAAGCAAUAAUUUUACAUGUACAGAAAUUAUCCUAACCUUUAAUACUGGUGAGAGCGACCGUUUACUUAAUACAGUAAUGGAUUAGUGCAGUUUUUGUAGAAAAUGGGCUUCUGAUACAAAGACUUGUUUAAACACACACACACACACACACACACACACACACACACACACACACUCCCCAAAGUGUGGUUUUCUUGUUCUAAUGAUUUGUUGAAUUAUUAUUAUAUUAUUAUUAUUAUUGUUGUUGUUAUUAGUUGAUGUUUGGUUCUGGAUUCUACUUGUUACUGAGUUUAAAUUACUUGACGGUUCAGGUUACUUUGCAGCAUUUGCAAACAAUGCAAUGUAACUGGCUAGCUUAUACACACACAGGUAUAUAUACAUAUAUUGACAUGAUAUAUGUGUAUAUAUAUAUACUUUUUUUACUUAUUUUUUCCUGAUACUCUUACACCAGAUGUGUACCAGAAUUAUCUGUUGUGUUGGUGUCGUUAGGAAUGUCUGUGCAGAUACUAUAAAGCGGCUGUAAUUGACUGUUCUGUAAAGUUAUUUUGAGCAAAGAUACAUUACAGAGAUACAUUCCUUUGUUCACCUUAGAAAUCAAAAUGCCUUUCUGUUGAUUUAUGUUGGAUCAUUUCAAUAGUUUCCCCAAAGUGAUAAUUUCUGCGUUUUCUGGCUUUUAUUUUCUUGGUUGAAAGUGAAUGGUGACAGUUCAGGAAUGCACAGGGGCUAGUGAUUCAGUCCUGUCUGUUUCUCUGUGUUUUAGUUAUUAAAAGAAAUUCUGUACCCAAAGUGACACGGAGGUGUCGUGUCCAUUUUUAUGUCUCAGCAGUGGCACGCGGGAGCCCAGCAGGCAUUCUGAGCUGGGCGUGUCCUCGGGGAGACCUCUUCCCAGGGAGCCUGGUGGAGAAAAGGGGUCGUUCCUGGGGUCCGGUGGGCAGAGCGUGCAACUCGAGUCAGUUUAAACGUUCGUGUGCUGCACAGAGCACAGAAAUAAGAUUUUCACUUGAUUACACAGACGGGAGGGGACCCCCCGAGAAUGCUGUCGUCCGAGACAAGCUGUGUUCGGGCCUGAUGUCGGUUCCUUUCUUCCACUGAGAUCAUCAGUAUUGUAUCGGUUUGUUAAUGCGUUUAUGUCAGUUCGACCAUAGUAUUUAAUAUGAUUUGUGUUUUCUUAUUUAUUUAGCCAAUAUGUUUUGAUUCGCUCUUUUUCGGAUGAUAAUUUCCGCGUGAUCUCUCCUGUAAGUCACCUUCUGACUGUUACAAACUUUCUACUACCUCUGCCAGUCUGCUGUUUCCUUGUUUCUUAACAGCAUUUUUACAGUGUUGGCGUCUAAUGUAACUUAGACAAUAAAGGGUUUGGUUGUCUACACCGCGGCUUCUCCGUGUGUCUCCCCCGCCCCCGCCUGCUCUCCGACUGCCCCUGGCGCGGCUCUGCUGGUCUGGCUCCCCUGCUCGCCCUCUCCUCCUCCCCGCUCUCGUCUCUUACUCGUUGUUGAAUUUCAAAUAACACGCAAAUAAUGAGCUUAUAGAAAUCUUUCAGGUUAUUCACUCAUAUUCCUUAAUUUGAAGAAUGAACAUUUAAAUUCUCUGAAAAGUCAUCUUCUCUGGGAAAUCAUCAGCUGUUCUGUCACUUUUCUGCCUGGUCCCGGGAAGGUCUUCUGGCAAUCUCAGAUGGAUAAAUUUCACCUUGGUCCAAACGCAGCACAAACUUUCAAGCCAAGUGGACUUUGCCUUUUUGGUUUGGAAAAGUAUUAAAUGCUUUAACAGGUCUCCCCAAUAUUUACUUAUUUAUUUUUUAAACCAAGAAAGACACUGGUUUCCUGAAAAGAAGCUGCUCUAGGAAAUUGACCUGGGAAUUACACAUGGCCACUUGGUAAGAUACGAGAACGCUGAUUUUGCCCAGUAUGUCAAGAGCCGUCUUCACAUUUGGCCCCUCUGUCACGUUGCAUAAGGUUAUGUAAACAUCUGUAUAAAGGCCCAGGCACACACAGAUGUAAAACUCAGCACUUUGUUAGGAUGUCGUGGUGGACACAGCGAGUAGCAGGUUUCGCCUCUCGGUUCCUUUCCAGGAGGCUGGCCCCAGGAGCUUCACGUGCUUUCCCCCAGGAGAUAGCCUGUGGCUCCUGGGAUGAGCGUCUUCUGGAUCACAGAGGAUGACCUAAGUUGUCAGUCCGUGCCUGAAAAACAGUACACCUCCUGGGUUUUCAUAGCCCGACUCUCUUUACCAAUAUUCCUUCUUUAAAACAAGACAAAUAACCACCCCAAACCCCGAGAGCUUUCCAUAAUGUGCAAGAAAGAAGAACCGCAUUUCUAAACUUUACCUUUCCACUCUCAAAUGUCUGCGUGUCGGAGGUAGUGGCUGUUGAUUUACUGCGUUUAAAUUUGGUGAGCUCUAAUAGCAGAACAGUUUGUUCACUCGGCAAAAGACAAGAAAAAUCAUCCCAGGCCAGGAUUCCAGUGAUGGUGUAGGCGUCCCGAGCCCCAUAGCAUGCCCGUGGGAAGUGACCGGGGGAAAAUGUUCAUUCUUCAUCAACUUUGCUAAUUAUACUUUGAGGCAGUAAAAUGCAAAAGACCAUAGAAUUUGUAUUUCUUUUUUUAAACACAAUUUAUAACAUUAUAUUUUGUACUCUUUAUAUUAGAAUUUGUAACUAGAUUGAUGUAUUUAACUCUAUUUCUGAAAAAAUAAUGUUUCAGUUGUGUGAUAAAAAUAUUUAGAUAAAACAUAUUCAUUCUAUUGGAAUUUGAAAUCAAUAAAAACAUC
This is a messenger RNA of Equus quagga, 8076 nucleotides long. It is a transcript of the gene ZNF516, whose product is annotated as zinc finger protein 516. The coding region runs from base 327 to 3836 and encodes 1169 amino acids. Lineage: Eukaryota; Metazoa; Chordata; Mammalia; Perissodactyla; Equidae. The record is from RefSeq and is a predicted model, not a curated record. Gene Ontology annotation, molecular function: DNA-binding transcription factor activity, RNA polymerase II-specific; RNA polymerase II cis-regulatory region sequence-specific DNA binding. Gene Ontology annotation, cellular component: nucleus. The transcript is spliced from 7 exons. Gene Ontology annotation, biological process: regulation of DNA-templated transcription.